AUUGACGUUAUCGUGUGACUUUGUGUCACACUCACAGCAAUGAGAGGAUUUCAGGAUCGAAAAUGGUGAGAGAUUAUUAGGCGCAGAAAGUUUAGGCAGGCAAAAUAAAGCAGAAGAAGAUAAUAUGGCAACCGUAUUAAUGGUCCAAUCAAACCCCCUCAUGGAGUAUACCUUAAUGGCCAUUACACCACCAAACUUUAAACGGGUUUAAGUUGCUCUCAAUCUCCCCAGAUUUUCAAAACUAACCCAAAUCACCAAUCAAAUCCCAUCCCAGGAAUUGGAUUUCAAUGGAAGAAAGCACCAUUCUGCAUAAUUAAACAAGUCCCAGGUUAGUCCUAUUCAUUCAUUUCAAGCAUGUUUCAUCCUUUUUCUGCCUAAUUGUACUAUCAGUAUGGUUUGGCAAUCACAGCUUCAUAUGGGGUCCAAGCUUGAAAGGUCCCAAAAGCAUGAAGCUGAAAGUAGGCAAUUCAGUGGAGGUGUUGAGAAAAGAAAAUGAUCUGUGUAUGUCCUGGUUUUCAGGUAAAGUAAUGGCCGUUGAUGGCGAUGACUUCAUUGUGAGGUAUAAGUCACUUAUAGACCGCAAAGAGGUGAUGGCGGUGGAGAGGGUGUACAGAAAGGCCAUUAGGCCUCGGCCUCCACAUGCAAAGAAAGAGAAGGGAUGGAUUGUUGGUGAUAUGGUUGAAGUGUUUGAUACGAAGUGUUGGAAGGUUGGGAAGGUAGCCAAGGUAGGGAAGAACAAUCGAGUUGUCAUUAGAUUUCUCGGGUCCAUUCAGCUUAAGGAAUUUGAUGAAUGUAACCUGAGGAUCAGGCAAGCUUGGGAUCAGAAUAAGUGGUCAGUGAUUGAGAAGGUUCAAAAGAAUAAUCAGAUUAAGAUUCGGAGCCAUAGAUGGGAUCAUUCAAAAGUUCAACUAGAGGCAAGUUGUGCAGAACCUUUCUCAAAAGAGAAGAGAAUUAGUUGCAAGAGAAGAAGAUCAAACAUUAAUGUGGGAGCAUGUGACAGGCCAUCAAUGAGUAACCAUUGGCUGUACAUGCAGGUAGAUAAAACAUCAAGGAACAACUCUAGUACUGAUAUAAAUCCCAAAAUGAGAAAGGCAACCAGCUAUGGGAUGCAUAGAUCUUUUGAGUCUACUCAGUGCACUGAGGAUAGUUACCCGUGUUCUGUGGCUAGUUGUAGUAUGAAUGAGCUUUCCGGCUCUCAAAAUGGGAGUUCUGCAGAACUUGGAGAAGAUAUUUGUGAUAGUUCUGACGCAGAGUCAUCAUUUCCAUCUUCGGCUGGGAAAAAACUCUCAGCUCCAUUACCAGAGCCUUAUGUGCUCGAUGUUGACAUCCACAAAUUAGAGCUUCACGCAUACAAGUCGACUUUGCAUGUGCUCUAUGCUUCAGGUCCCUUGAGUUGGGAGCAGGAAUCCCUCCUAACGAAUCUUCGUCUGUCCCUUCAUAUAACAAAUGAGGAACAUUUGCUGCAUGUGAGGCACCUCUUAUCUUCUCAGGUUCUUUGAUGAACUCCACACCAGUUCACAUUCUCCAAAUUACUUGUAAAGUGUAAAUACAUGUAAUUUGUUUUAGAUGAUUUGGGUUUUGUUUUUGAACUCUUAGCCAUUUUACCCUGAUAACUUUUAUUUGUACAAUCCUGUAUAAGUUGAUCAAUAAGUUUUGGGGGAAUCCUA
Molecule: messenger RNA, 1667 nt
Organism: Rosa chinensis
Lineage: Eukaryota; Viridiplantae; Streptophyta; Magnoliopsida; Rosales; Rosaceae
Exons: 3
Coding region: 447-1499 (350 amino acids)
Source: RefSeq, a predicted model, not a curated record